AUGGGAUGUGUGGUGGGAACAUCGGGCAUUUCGGCCCUAAGACUCCCCGUCUUCAACCGCCAGUACUGGUGGUACCCUGCCAUUAAUUUUGAAACUGAAAGGACAGCGAUCAAAAGUGAGACAUAUAGCAAGAAGUCUGCUCUUACUGCUCUGAGAGUCCUGUGGAGUGGAGUCACCCGUCAGAGGAACAACGGCCAAUGUGCCCGGUGGUACUUCACCUUUAACGGCACAGAGUGCAGCAAUCCGGGAACCAUAGAAAGUAUCAAAUACACCCAUUACAUUGAUGCAGGAAACGUCGAUUUGCAUAGCCCAUUUACAGUACAAGGGACAUGUGUGGGUCUGCCAGCUGGGGACAUCACAUUGAAUUUUGCCGUGUCUCAUUGUUCUGGAUACAGUGGGGAGGACGCCUGCACUGGCUGGGGGAGUUCAAGCAAUAUGAUGGCAGAAGAAAUUUUCCUGGACACUUACUAA
This is a messenger RNA of Lingula anatina, 471 nucleotides long. RefSeq lists its product as uncharacterized. The record is from RefSeq and is a predicted model, not a curated record. Lineage: Eukaryota; Metazoa; Brachiopoda; Lingulata; Lingulida; Lingulidae.